Microplitis demolitor is the source of this 688-nucleotide messenger RNA. Its product is annotated as transmembrane protein 242. The coding region runs from base 103 to 609 and encodes 168 amino acids. The transcript has 2 exons. The record is from RefSeq and is a predicted model, not a curated record. NCBI's taxonomy places the organism in Eukaryota, Metazoa, Arthropoda, Insecta, Hymenoptera, Braconidae.
AGAACAUCCGACAGUUACUGUCCUCUUGAGAAAAAUAUUUGAAUUAAAAUUUAAAUUUAAAACAAAAAAAAACUAUUUGUUUAUUUUGUCGUCGGUAUUAAAAUGGCCACCAGCAAUGAUGUUAUUUCGUCAGAUAAAAAUUUUAGUGGUAAACAUGAAUUUGAUAAAUUGUCAUCACCAACUGAUUCAAAUUUGAAAAAUAAUGAUAAAUUUUACGGAGUAAUAUUUCUGAGUGCAGUGACCGGGAUAUCAGCUUUGGUAGGAUUCGGAACGACAGUGGCUGCUUUAAAGAAAAAAGAUCCAAAGUUUUUCCAGGAAGGAAUCGUUGGAGUUAAAGGAGCAACUGAACCCGCAGUUUCCUUGGCAGUGAGAGCACUGGGUCUAGGAACACUCUAUGCAGUGACGGGCUGCGGGUUGCUGUUCUACGGAAUCUGGAAGAUGUCCGGUGCCACCAAUGCUCUGGAAUUUCGUGAGAAAAUGGGAUCUAUUUUACCCCGGAUUCCGAAAAAUAAUCCUCCGAAAAGUAGAACUGAAUUCGAAGGACUCAAUGAUUUACUCAAGUACGUGUCUGAAGAAUGGGGCAAAGAAAGUACAAGUGACAAUAAAUAAUAAUUUAAUACUUUGCUUUAUAUUAUUUAUUUUAUAAAUUAUUGUUGUACUGAACUCUAAUAAAUCUUGUUGUUUUUUA